Messenger RNA from Prunus persica (peach), 4126 nucleotides. RefSeq names its product N-acetylglucosaminyl-phosphatidylinositol biosynthetic protein gpi1. Gene Ontology annotation, cellular component: membrane. The record is from RefSeq and is a predicted model, not a curated record. The coding region runs from base 329 to 2407 and encodes 692 amino acids. Lineage: Eukaryota; Viridiplantae; Streptophyta; Magnoliopsida; Rosales; Rosaceae. Gene Ontology annotation, biological process: GPI anchor biosynthetic process. The transcript is spliced from 9 exons.
AUGAGUUUUAUAGGAAAUUAGCUGAAAAACCAAGUGAGGAUUAGCGAAUAACAUAAUUCAGGGGUCGUUUAUAUAGGACCCGUUCAAGACGCUGAAAAUCGGAGCCAGAGGAAUCAUGCAUGGCGAUUUCGCUUCCCUUCCCUCCCUCUCCAUCUCUGAACAAUAGCUAGCGAGAACCCUAACCCCAAUCUCUCAAGCUGGUUCAGAAGGGGGAUCUGAACCAAAAGCAAAUUUUGGAAUGAGAAGCAAAAUUUCGAUAAAACUUUUGAAGUUGGGAUAAAAUGGAGACUGUAAGUUGAGCCACUGAUUAGCAAUCAUAUUCACAAGGAUGGGAAGGAGGUGUAGGGUUUGGUGGCCAAAGCAACUCUCAUUGAGCACACCAUCAUCCUGCUCCAAUUUCUUGCUGGGUUGGUUCAUUUCGUCGUCUUCGUCUUCUCUUGACGUUGUCGUAGCUUUUGCCUGCACUGAACAAGCGCUUUCUGAUAAAAAAUUAUGCAUUCAGAAAAGUAUUUAUUAUUUUCAGGGAAUCCUUCAUGACACAAAUGGAAGGAUGCCUGUGUUGCUCCAGGAUAAGUCAAUGUUGUGUAUAGUGGGUCAAUUUUUUAAAGUUCACUCAAAAGAAGAUCAAUAUCAUUCUUCUUGUUGUGGGUGCCACACUCUCAAUGGAUCACUAGAACAAUGUAGGCAAACUUUUGUAGAAAGCAAUUAUUGGAUCCAGAUGCUAUGUGAUCCUCAAGAACAAGUUGGAACAGAAAUUAGUUGGAUUCCUAAACUGCAUCACAUCCACUGGAAUGGGCAAUUGGUGUUUCCAUGUGAUAUCCACUUAAUAUUCUACGAGACCCCAGCCUAUGGUGCUCACCAUUUCUCAUUACAUCCUUGGAAUUCAUUUGAUCAAGUGAAUGCUCCUGAGAGAAAACCCAAGUGGGUUGAUGAACUUCACCAGAAGCAGCCACUCCUUGACUUGGAUACGGUCAUUCUGGCAAUCAAUAGCUCCGCUGCUGCUGACAAAGUUUUCGAAAGAUGCAUGGGUCCCAAGAAAUCUACUGUGCGCUUUUCCACAGUUUACAUGUUUCUUGCCUUCACAUGGCAACUAUUUGCUGUGUCUGUGGCUUCAUUGUCCAUGUUAUUCUAUGUCAUUGUUCAGUUUCUCUAUAGGCUUCUGAAGUAUGCAUCAGAUUCAUGGGUAUACAUCAUAUCAGUAAAGGUAUUCAGCAGUUCAAGGAUAAAUAUCAGAAUCCGUUGUUCUCAGAUCUUGUAUUGGCCAAUCUUUCUUCAAGAUAAUGGCACAAGGUCACUAUCAAGUGUUGAAUAUGCGGAGAAAGCCGCAUUGCAUAAGCAUUCCAUGUGGUCAAGUUUAGCUGUUGAUGUACUUCUGGGAAACUUGUUCGGUUUGGCACUGCUGUAUCAUGCAGAAUCUGCUUGCAUGUGGGUCCUGAAAUUUGCCAGUGACAUUACAAAUGAGUUAUUGCGCUCAGGUUGUGUGUGGUUAAUGGGAGUCCCCGCAGGUUUUAAGUUAAACACGGAAUUGGCAGGAGUUCUUGGGAUGAUUUCACUAACUGCUAUCCAGAUUUGGUCUACCAUUUGGAUCUUUUUGGGGUUUCACUUCAUUUAUUUCAUUAGAGGACUUGCUAUAUCAGGAAUCAUUUUUGGGGUGACUGUACCUGCUGCUUUGAUAAAAGACUUGAUUGCACUAGCAACAUUACAUGUGUCCACUCUUCACUGGUUGAUAUCACUUUUAUACUCGACUCAGAUACAGGCAUUGGCAGCUUUGUGGCGCCUUUUCAGGGGUCGAAAGUGGAAUCCUCUUCGUCAGAGAUUAGAUAGCUAUGACUAUACUGUCAAGCAACACAUCGUUGGAUCUCUUCUGUUCACACCACUCCUGCUUCUAUUACCGACAACUUCUGUUUUCUAUAUUUUCUUUACCAUUAUGAAUACAACCAUCAGCCUUAUCUAUAUACUGAUUGAAAUCACUAUAUCUGUUAUUCAUGCCACACCUUACAUCAAAAUUUUCCUUUGGUUGGUCAUGCCAAAAAGAUUUCCCUCUGGGAUAUGGUUUGAAAUUGUAUCUGUUUGGAGUGAUUGCAUUUAUUCACAUAAGGAUAUUAGUUCACCAGCAGAUAAAUUGCAGAGUGAAAAGGGCCUAACUGGAGAGAAAGCUUCUGUUGUGGUUUCAUUUCUUCAUAGCAACUUCUUGACUGUAGGACAAAUAGUCAUGCCUCACUACAACAAGAUUCUUUCUGGGAAACCUCGGACAUUGGUUGCUACAGCAGCUUAUGGAGUCCUUACUGGCAGACGGAUUCCAUCUACAAUUGGGACUGAUCUUCCAAUAUUUCCAUGGAUGCUAAUCUCCUACAAAGAGUAUUGGCGGCUUUGCCACGAUUCAAUUCUUGCAUGCUACAGAAGAUGACCAGAGAUUUUUAAAAAAAUUUAUAUAUGUUUUUUUUUCACAACUAAUUGCAUUCUUCAUUUAACCUAGCUAGCGAUUCUCUCUCUCUCUCUCUCUCUCUCUCUCUCUCUCUCUCUCUCUCUCAUGUAACCACUCUUGCUGCCCUUUGAUUGCUUUUAGGACCGUUCAGGCUACACACCUGAUUCAAUUUUGGAGGAUUUGUAGGAUGGGUUUUAUGUAAAGAAAAAGUAGGUUCUUUUUUCAGCUUACUAAACUUAGUUUAAGUGUUAAAUCUAGAAUGUCUGCUUGAAUUGUUGUUAGCUACUUAUUACAGCUGCCCUCAGUUAAAGCCUACCCGACCUCUAUUACCUGCGUUGCUUAGAAACAUGAGAAUGAAUUCUAGAGCAAACAUGUUUGGAUUUAAACUAGCUCUAUUAUAAUUUUCAACUCAGGUUAAUUCUAGCAAUGCACAGCAAAGAAGAUAUAACAAAUCAGGUACUUAGAAUUAACCAAGAAACAAGUUUACCAACAAAAGAUGAACUGCUAUAAUAAUUUUACAAGCUGCUAAAUUCAGAAACCAAGUUGACCAACAAUUUAGAAAGCAAAACGGAAUCACCAACUCUGGUGAAUUGGGGAGAUUUGACAGAAUCUUGGGUGGAUCCAAAUCCCUUUAAAAUCAGGGCUCUUGGUCUUGGAUGAGGAAAUUGAAACGUCCCUUCCCAUCCCCAGCUGCUGCUUCACAUUCUUUUUGUCCAAAUAACCCAUUUCCUCUCUCAAUGAUACAAUUUCAUCUUCAGCUGGUGCUGGUGCUGAUGCUGGUGCUGGUGCUGGUGCUGGUGCCGGUGCCGGUGCCGAAACAGGAAUAAUGGAAAAGCACUGGCACUGUAGCUUGCCGGCAGCAGUGACAACGACCUGGAUCAACCUGUCUCCUCCGCAGGCGAAAAAAUAGAAUUCUCCAUUGUGAAAAGCACCACAUUCAAUUCUGUUAACUGGACAUGGGGUGAAAUUGCGCUUGUGUCGGAUCCAUUCAUUGGCUCCGCGAUGAAGAACAUUCAGCUCCAGUUUUAAAUCAUUGAUACGGCUAAUGACAAAAACAAUGCAAUCUUGACAAGUGGGAGGGGAUGAAAAUGCUGCAACAUGCUCACAUAGUUGUGAGGCUGGCAACUUUGGAAGGUUGAUUUUCGCACGAGAGAAGGGGCAAAAGAAGAUUCAUUGGUUUGAUGCAAGGCAAGUUGCUCCUUUUAGUUCUGGAAUAUUACUGAUGGUGUACUUUUUACCACUUUCACAUAUUAGCAACUGGCAUUGAUCAGAAUGUUCCUCGUACAGUAAAAACCAGGGUUCAUAUGAAGAUUCAUUCUGAGCUGAAGCUGUUGAAGAAGCAGAGUUCCAAGCCUUGCAGACACUGCGGAAACUCAGAAGAUCGAUUAGGCUUAGACCAUCUGCUAUUUUUGACAACAGUUCAGGAGGAAGAAGAUCGGACAAGGGCGGCGGGGGACGGCUUUCCAUGCACACUUUUUUCCUCAUUUGCUCCUCAGAAGAUCACCUUUGGCGCUGCGUAUCAAAAUGGAACGAAAAACACAGAUGGAGGCAAGGCAACCACAUAUUACUAUUCAUAUAUGCCAAACAACAAUAUCUCAUGCAUUUAUAUUAGAUGAACAUAUGACAUUACAUAUGUCUUCUUUCAUGGAUUAUCCUUGUAAAAGCUGGACAAAUUGAAAACUUUAAGGCAUCUAGUUGCAG